This is a messenger RNA of Spodoptera frugiperda (fall armyworm), 1145 nucleotides long. RefSeq names its product 3-oxoacyl-[acyl-carrier-protein] reductase FabG-like. NCBI's taxonomy places the organism in Eukaryota, Metazoa, Arthropoda, Insecta, Lepidoptera, Noctuidae. The record is from RefSeq and is a predicted model, not a curated record. Gene Ontology annotation, molecular function: oxidoreductase activity. The transcript has a single exon. Bases 45 to 797 code for a protein of 250 amino acids.
AAAGAAUAGUUUCAAUUUUACAAUCACAGCUAACUUUUUACACCAUGAGUUUGGGAGAUAAAGUAGCAAUUGUCACGGGUGCCAGCUCUGGUAUCGGAGCAGCUACUGCCAUCAAAUUUGCUGAAGAAGGAGCUAAAGUAGCCUUAGUAGGCAGAAACCAGGAGAAACUGAACAAAGUCGCGAAGAAAUGCGGUAAUCCCUUAAUUAUUGCUGCUGACGUAUCUAAAGAUGAAGACGCCAAAAGAAUUAUUGAAGAAACCAUAAAACGUUUUGGAAAGAUUGAUAUUUUGGUAAACAAUGCUGGUAUAGGAGGUACUACUAAUAUACUGGAUGAAGGCGUUAUAAAAGUUUUUGAUCAAAUUAUGAAUACAAAUCUACGCUCAGCUGUUGUUUUGACGCACCUUGCUGCACAACAUCUAGUGAAAACAAGAGGUAACAUUGUGAAUAUAUCAAGCGUUGCUGCUUACAAAGUGGCUCCUGGUCUUGUUGGGUACAGUACAUCAAAGGCUGGACUAGAUCACUUCACUAGAGCUGUGGCACUUGAACUAGCUCCACACGGUGUUCGUGUCAAUGUAAUUAAUCCAGGACCCGUGAAAACAGAUAUCAUACAAAAUAUGGGAGCAACUAAGGAAGCGGCAGAAGCAGCUUUCAAUGAUAUGCUUAAAGCAACUGCACUUUUAAGAGUUUCAGAUUCUGAGGAGAUAGCCGACCUUAUUUUGUUUAUAGUCAGCGACAAAUCUAAGGCCAUUACUGGUUCAUCGAUUGUGUCUGACAAUGGAGUGAUGCUUAAAUUAUGAUUUGACUUGAUUCCUUUAGUUUUGUAAGUUAUAGUUUCAAAAGGCUGUAACCAUUAUUUUAAGUUUAGUUGUAAAUAACAAAUGUCAAGGAAUAGAAUUUCGAAUCUUUAGUGUAGCAGAAUUUUUAAACAGUUAAUUAAUCACAAUUUCUUUUUUACAAUUAUGUCGUAUUUUUUUCGUGCAAAUUUUUAAUAAAUAAGUUUUAAGUUUGUGAUCAAUUAUUUUUUAUUGACACCUGAGUCGAAAUGGUAUCUGUUGGUGACAAACAUUGUCUUUUCUGUGUUAUAUUUAAUUAGUAAUUUGAUUAAAAUAUAUGACUUCCUCAGAAUUGAACUUGUUUCAAAUGUA